GAAUAUAAAGAAAAUGAAAAUAUUGCUUAUACUUCUCUGAGACCGAUACAGAUUACAACUUUAAGGAAAAAAGCCAAAGUUUAUCUCUACCCGUUUUCACUCAGCAAUUCCAGGCUAGACCUAUUUAAGUUCUCCAAAUCUCUGGUUGAAAAUAAUUCUAGCAAAUCAGUGGUUCAUAAGAAGACAGAUCGGAAGAAAACUUGGAGAAAGGUUUUAACUUCAAAAAUGAAGGCUUUAUCUUCCAAGGCGGAAUCUCUUCUGCUGAAACCAUCCUUGGAAACUUAUACUGAAAGUACCAAGCUGGACCACAAGAGCACCUCGGAUUCAGUGACUCCCAGUGUGGACAUGGAGAGCAGCGAUGAAGACAGUGCAGCAGGCCUGGAUGAUUUUUCAGGAUUGUCACCUUAUGAGAGGAAGAGAAUGAGGAACAUCAGAGAAAAUGCAAAGUUUUUUGCUUCCCUUCAGCUAGCUGAGUCAGCUGCAAGGCUCCGUGGAAUGAUCAAGAAGAGCGUGCCACCUGAAUUAAAGAGAAAGAGGCCUAAGAAGAAAGAAACUGAAAUCGGAUGUCGAAGGUCCAUGCGGUUGUUGAAAGUAGACCCUUUGGGAGUUUCAUUACCAGCAUCUCCAACACAGCCAGCAUUAGUAGAAGAAGAAAAUCCUUUGUUACCUCCUGGACCCUUAGAAAUGAUUCCUGAAAAUCAAGAUGACAGCAGUAAACUGUUCAAAGCUUCUUUGAAGACCUGGGCAGAGAUGAGCCAGACAAGUAAUGGAAAGACCAAGAAGGGGCUAUCUAGUAUUAAAAGCUACAAAGCCAAUUUAAGUGGUAUGGUCAUCAGUGAAGCUACUGUUCGUAAGGUGACCAAAGGAGCAAUCUCCUCUGUGGCCCUCCAUCCAUCAGAAGUGAGAACCUUGGUAGCAGCUGGGUCCAAGUUUGGACAAAUUGGACUUUGGGAUUUGACCCAGCAGGGUGAAGAUGGGAUAUAUGUUUUCCAUCCUCACAGUCGGCAUGUUAGCUGCCUUUCCUUCUCACCCACCAACCCAGCCCACCUACUGUCCCUGAGCUAUGAUGGCACACUGCGAUGUGGCGAUUUUUCCAGUGCUGUUUUUGAAGAGGUGUACAGAAACGAGACAAACAGCCUGUCUUCCUUUGACUUCUUGGACAAUGCCUCCAGUCUGCUAGUGGGACACUGGGAUGGACAUUUGUCACUGGUAGAUAGACGGACACCUGGAACUUCUUAUGAGAAGUUUUUUAGUUCAACUUCGGAAAAAAUAAGAACUGUUCAUGUCCACCCAUUAUCCAGACAGUAUUUCAUCACAGCAGGAUUGAGGGACGUUCAUAUUUUUGAUGCCAGGUUCCUGAAGUCCAAGGGAAGCCAGCCUUUGAUCUCCUUGACUGAGCACUCGAAGAGCAUUGCCUCUGCGUAUUUCUCCCCCGUUACUGGUAACAGAGUGGUGACCACAUGUGCUGACUGUAAGCUCAGGGUCUUUGACAGCAGCUCCAUAUCUUCCCAGCUUCCUCUCCUCAGUACCAUCAGGCAUAACACAUUCACUGGGAGAUGGCUAAUGAGGUUCCAAGCUGUGUGGGACCCUAAACAAGAAGAUUGCUUCAUAAUUGGUAGCAUGGCCCACCCACGGCGGGUGGAAGUCUUCCACGAGACGGGGAAGAAUGUGCAUUCUUUUGAGGGAGAAUGUCUUGCAUCUGUGUGUUCCCUCAGUGUUAUGCAUCCUACAAGAUAUAUUCUGGCUGGAGGUAAUUCCAGUGGAAAGUUACAUGUUUUUAUGCAUCAAGAAACCUCAGUCAUUGGGUAGGUUCAACAAAUUGGUCAAGUUGUUCUGUGGCUAAGGAACCUAGAGACUUGUUGGACUCAGCUUAGUGCAUCUGUUUGGUCAUGUGUUACAUUUAGUAAAUAUAACAUUGCUUCUCAGUGAGACCUCCACACAGAAUGUAGUAUUAGCAAGGGAGGAACUUGAAGGCCAUUUCUAGAGGAUGAGGGAGAGACCUGGAGCAGAAACUUGGGUGCUUUCAAGUACUUUUUGAUUGUUUUGAGACAGGAUCUUGUGUGGCACAGGCUGGCCUCAGACUCUGUAGCCAAGGAUGACCUGGACCACAUGAGCCUCUUGCCCCAGCCUCCUGAGUGCUAAGAUCACUGGCGUGUCCCUGUGCACUUGGCAUCUUCCAGCACUUUAAUUAGGCUGUACUUUGCAAAAUUCUAACAAAUGAUAAAGCUUUCAGUGGUCAUUAUUAACCUUCUGUGACAAAAUGAGACCAUUUUGAUGCAAUAGUAAUCUAUAGAUCUGUGAUUUAUUUAGUUUGGGGUGAAUAAUUAUUUCUCAACACUGGAGUAGGUCCUAAAAGGUCAUCUAAUUAUGAAGCAUUAUUGAACUGCAGAGACUGUCCCAUGCUUGACAAGUAUUCUACUGACUCAUACCCCACCUUUGAAACUUACAUGUUUGUUUUGCUUUGUUUUUGAGCCUGGAUACUUGCUAUGUAGCCCAGGUUAGCUUUGAACUUAGUCCUUCUGCCUCACUUUUCCAAGUGCUAGGACUAUAGGUGUGUACUACUAUGCCCAGCCAGAACUUUUUUUAAGUUUUAUAAGCUAAGAACUUUUUUUUUUGGGGGGGGGGGGUGUCCUUGUAUCUCAGUUCAGUGUUACUUGAAAUCCACCGUAAUCAUUGGAGAACAGUUGGCUUCUAUAACUCAGGCCUGCUUGGAGCUCUGUCUGUCCCCUACCUCUGGGCAGCUCCUGAAAUGGGCCAGGACAGUACUGUGUUUGAACUUUUACAAUUAGCCUGUAUUCUAGUGAAUAACUGUGUACAGACUGAGCUCCAGACAAGGGUUUUGUAGCUUUUCACAUGAAAUUAGUAACCCCAGUGUACUGACAGUUUUGGAGUUUUGAUUUCUUUAAAAACACAGAAAUAUAAGACUUUUUGUUUUAAUCCCACAAUAUAGGGUUACUUCAUAUUGUCCACAGCAGGUGAUUAUGAUUUGCUUCAUGCUCUUAGCAGGGUGUGGUUGUGCCAGCUGCAGAUAGUUUCUGCAAUUGUGUGACAUUUGAAAUUCUGGGAACUUUCAGAGGGUAUAUAAAUGCUAGAGCCCUAACAGACAGGGUGGGGUGGUGGUUGGUCGUUCAGGGGAUUGGCUGUGAUUUGUUAGUAGUUGUGCUUAAAGAAGAAGCAAAAGGAAAGAUUACAUUCAGGGAUGUCUCCUCCCCUCCCCCAUUUCUUUCCUUCUUACCUCUAUCCUCUUAUCUAGUAUUGGGGAUCAAGUGGGAGCCGAGAAAGGGUGGCAAAAAGAAUCCACAAAGUCGUAAAGACCAACCACAGUCCACAGGUGGAAUAAGAAGAAUUGAGUCCCAGUUUUGGGCACCACUUCUAUCCGGUCUAAUUUUUUUCCCUUUGCUUCUUCUUUGAUCACUACUACUAGCAAACAGUGAGUAACCAACCCCCCUGAACAGCCAAUAACCACUAACCGUCCCUCUUGGGGCCCUCACAUUUAUAUACCCUCUGAAAAGUUCCCAGAAUUCCAGAUAACACACAAUCACAGAAGUUAUCUGCAGCUGGCACGGCUCUGCUAGAGCACAACAAAAAUCAGUCAGCUACUGUGGACAAUCUGAAGCAGCCUCAUAUCCCACACCUGGGAUUAAAACAACAUUCUUAUAUUUCUGUGGUUUUUUUGUUUUUUGUUUUUGUUUUUAGAAACCAAAAUUCUAGAAUUCUUACUCUAUUCUAGCAUUUGAGAGGUAGAAGCAGAAGUUCAAGGCCAAUGUGGCUCACCUUCCCUUUCCCCAAAUUAAAACACACAAAGUAAAACUAUGGUAUUUUUAUUUUAGAGUACUUUAAAGUAAAAUUUAGCUUCAUUUGCAUAUAUGCAUAUAUAUGUUUAUAUAUAUUCUGCUGAAUCAGUGGCCUGGUGUCACAGUGUAUUCAACAUUUUUCCAUUGUUAUUUGCCAAAGUUACUACUGAAGGACUUAUAAAUAAAUAGCUUAAGCAGUAUGUUUGGAUUGUAAAAGGGAAUACUCAAUUAUAUGUCAGAGAAAUAAAGUGAUAUUAAUUUUCCUUGAA
Arvicanthis niloticus (Nile rat) is the source of this 4063-nucleotide messenger RNA. It is a transcript of the gene Wdr76, whose product is annotated as WD repeat domain 76. Gene Ontology annotation, cellular component: nucleus. The record is from RefSeq and is a predicted model, not a curated record. Gene Ontology annotation, biological process: regulation of DNA damage checkpoint. Gene Ontology annotation, molecular function: protein binding; DNA binding. NCBI's taxonomy places the organism in Eukaryota, Metazoa, Chordata, Mammalia, Rodentia, Muridae.